Camelina sativa (false flax) is the source of this 1120-nucleotide messenger RNA. RefSeq lists its product as uncharacterized. The record is from RefSeq and is a predicted model, not a curated record. NCBI's taxonomy places the organism in Eukaryota, Viridiplantae, Streptophyta, Magnoliopsida, Brassicales, Brassicaceae. Gene Ontology annotation, molecular function: thiolester hydrolase activity. Gene Ontology annotation, cellular component: intracellular membrane-bounded organelle.
AGAAUUUAGUAAUACAAACUUCUCUAGUAUCGCUCAGUUACUCCUUGUACAAAGAAAGAAUCAACGGUACUCUUCCGCGAACGGCAAUGGAGAAGAGUCUCCAACGAUGUGUUCUCCUCGUGACCUUGACUCUCUUCUGCUUCUCCAUUCCAGUUUCACUUUCUGUUCCAUUCGUUGUGUUUCACGGGUUUUUAGGUGCAUGCUCCGACAACAAAGUGAGCAACUUAACAAAGUCCCUUCGCAACCUCUCCGGCUACCCUGGAUCUUGCGUGGAAAUAGGAAAUGGACAGGUAGAUUCCUUAUUAAUGCCUCUUAGGCAACAAGCGAGUAUAGCUUGUGAGAAAAUCAGACAGAUGCCAGAGCUGAGUGAAGGUUACAACAUUGUUGCAGAGUCUCAAGGAAACAUGGUCGCUAGAGGCCUAAUCGAGUUCUGCGACAAUGCUCCUCCAGUCUUCAACUAUGUAUCUUUAGGAGGUCCUCACGCUGGCGUGGCUGUAGUCCCCAACUGUACUGAAUCAUUUUGCUCGGUCCUCAAGGCACUGUUUCCAUUUGUCUACAACGACCUCGUUCAAGAUCAUGCUGGUCCAAGUGGUUUUGUCAAAGUCCCUACUAAAAUAACAGAGUAUUUGGAACACUCCAAGUAUUUGCCAAAGCUCAACAACGAGAGACCUGCCGAGAAGAACUCUACUUUUAAAGAACGUUUCACUAGCUUGAAAAACUUGGUUCUCAUCAUGUUCCAAAAGGAUACAGUGUUGAUUCCAAGAGAAACUUCUUGGUUUGGAUAUUACCCGGAUGGAGCUUUCUCGCCUGUUUUGCCUCAUCAAAAGACAAAGCUAUACACUGAAGACUGGAUUGGUCUGAAAACUUUGGAUGAUGCUGGAAAAGUGAAGUUUCUUAGUGUCCCUGGCGGACACAUCGAAAUAACGGAAGAAGAGCUUUUAAAAUACGUUGUGCCUUACCUCCAGAACGACUCUACGUUAUCUUCUGACCACGAGGCAAUGUAGACAUUUCCAUCUUGAACACAUGAAUAAAAAAGGCCUCAUCUAUCCUAAAAUAAGGUCUCUAUAUCAAUGUAAAACAUCAUCAUCUAUAUGUAUUAUUCAAAUAAAAAAUAAAUGCG